AUGGCUCGAAACAACACCGGAGAUGCCGGCCCGAAAGCUCGUUCCUAUAGCUGCAGCUAUUGUUCUAAAAGUUUCAUUCGCGCAGAGCACUUGCAACGUCAUCUUGUGUCUCAUGAAAACAGAAAGCCACAUAGCUGUCUGGCAUGUGGCUCAAGUUUUGGCAGAGCCGAUGUCUUGCUACGACACAAGAAGAAGUGCCCUCAACACCAGCGCCUGGUGGCAAGCACUCAAGAAGCGGUCAAUGCACGAGAGGGACAUCAAUCGCGCGGUAGUGAAUCAAACUCUGCGUUGUCAGGAAAUACAUCAGGGCCGAGACAUUCUUCGACCCUCAACGACAUGAGCUCCACUCUUGGAAGUACGGUCCAGGUUAUGGAGUCCGAGAAUCCCCUGAUGUUUCCCCCGAAAGGCUCGAUUCGAGCACCCUCUAAUCCGCCAAACACAUCAAACAUAGUUUUCGAUACUGCCGUGAUACCUUCUACGUAUCUAACUUCAAGGGUUAGCGAUCGCAAUCACCCAACAUUGAUAGCAGCCAACCUCUCUUCAACAACGCUUCCUGUUUCCCAAAUGCCCGAUCAAGCGACAUCCAGUGUUGGCCAUGAACUUACCUCCAAUUCGCCUUCCUCGCAGCGUCUGGACAUUUCCAGCGGACAAUCCGGCGAGCCAGCAUCGUAUGGACCAUCUCUCACCCCGUCAUGGGAGAUGUCACGAGACAUAUAUAACACGGACUUCACGGACCUAAAUAUGAACGAUUUGAUGUUCCUGGAAGACUCUUUGCUUCCUGGUUUUCCUUGCGACUCCGUCGACCUCAUCACCCCAUUUCAUCCAACACCUGACUUAGUGAAUGUAAAUCAUUCAACACCUGUUCCAGACCGGCUUCUCCUUAGCUGCACUCGACAGGUGACCCCAUCUCUAGAAGAAAGCAGGACUCUCGGUGUCCGACAGAACGAAAAAGUUGCCCCCAAAGAAUUACAAUUAUCCUCAGAGGACAUCAGCACCUUCAGGAGGCGUACUUUAGACAUUGACCGACAAAACCUUCUGCCAAACUUCACAUUCCCGACUCGUAUACGGAUGAUACGGUUGCUUAGCGCAUAUUUCGAAUACUUCGACCCCCACACGCCCAUCGUGCACCGCGCCACCUUCGAUGUUCAAGGCAGUCAUCCUGCCUUGGUCCUUGCGAUGCUAGCUAUUGGUGGCCUCCAUGUCUCUGAGCACGAUUUUGCCAAUCUGGCAUACAACGCCUGCUGCAAUCUUCUUUAUAGCAUUGAAGGGUACGAAGAGGAACCCGUCCGAGCGCCGGAGAUCGGAGUGAUACAAUCUUUACUAUUAUGCGCACAAUUUGGAGCCUAUAGCGACAAUACAGCCAAUUUCCGACGUGCUGAAAGGCAUAUAACUUCGGCUAAUUCGCUAUUGCGAGAAUACUUGGAUGGACUAAAGUUACAAGAAAACCAGUCGAAGUCGGACUGGGCAUCCUGGAUUGCCACGGAGACUUGUAGUCGGCUUGCCGGUUGGCUUUCCAUCCUGAGCGGUGUUAUCCUUUCCUUUCAUCCGGCAGCUGCCAUCCUGAUGUAUCUCGAAUCUGACAUCCCACUACCAUGCUCUGAAGAAUUGUGGAAAGCGAGGUCAAGCGCGGAAUGGGUGACCUUGUCGGCAUUAACCCCCGAGGGGGAGGUACUCGGCAUGCUAUCAAUGUCCCAAACCAUCUCGGCCGGCGAAUCAUUUCGGGAAAAGCUAAGCGCAUUUGGCCUGCUGGUCGUUGCUGGGUCAAUUCUGGCCUAUAUAUGCCUUCGCGAACGACUGUUGCCUAGACACCAAGAGGAACUAGAAGCCUCGUUCAUUGCUAGAAUGGAACAAACCCUGGCAUCCCUGGAGUCACUGUGGCGGCAGCAUCCACAAGCCUCAAGGGUGCCGAGUAAGACUGCCAGUCUUCUCCUCCUCGACUGCCUAUCCUUGCUUGGGUCCGCUUAUUAUCACCUCUACCUACCCGCUGAGUUGCGUUCGCUGAAGACUUUUGCUCGGAGCCGCGGUCGACUAUCAUCAUUACCGCAUCCACAGCCACAGUCGCGUGAGUUAACUCUAAAGGCUGUCCUAUACGCGGCUCAGUCGUGGUUUGUACGUGCUAAGCUCGGCAUUGCUCAUCUUCAGAAGACGGCUGCCCUGCAGUUUGGUGCUCACUCCCUUGUGGCCGCGUAUGAAGGUGCAUUAAUACUUGCCUGGUGGCUGCGAAGACAUAAAGAACCCAACUCUAUCUCUUCGUCGUCCAUGCCCACAUUAAACAGUGAAGCAAGGCUCCAAGACCUUGUCAACGAGAUCACUGAAGAGCUUUACGAUCAAAAGAUCGGUAGCCCCGACACAGAUCAAUGUUUGAUCCCUCUUAUGUGUUAUCGGGCUCUUAUCCUUCCGUGGGUGUGGAACUAUGCUUCUAUCAUGCGAUCACACCUUGACAACCUCCAUGAGCAGCUUAGCCAAGAGCAAACACGAUAA
Molecule: messenger RNA, 2481 nt
Organism: Cladophialophora psammophila CBS 110553
Lineage: Eukaryota; Fungi; Ascomycota; Eurotiomycetes; Chaetothyriales; Herpotrichiellaceae
Exons: 12
Coding region: 1-2481 (826 amino acids)
Biological process (GO): DNA-templated transcription; regulation of transcription by RNA polymerase II
Cellular component (GO): chromatin
Molecular function (GO): RNA polymerase II cis-regulatory region sequence-specific DNA binding; DNA-binding transcription factor activity, RNA polymerase II-specific; zinc ion binding
Source: RefSeq, a predicted model, not a curated record